GUUUUUCUUCAUUUUUGUCGCCGGAAAACUGAGCUUUUUAAGUAAAUUUGCCUCCGGAGUAGCUUAAAAAAGUUAGCUCAAGUAAGAGUUUUCCCGCGACAGGCCGGCCGUAUUACAUAACAUGGGGGGCUCAACCUCGAGGGCAGAACCCAAUCCAGGAGAUCGAAAGGAUCCGGACUUUACACGCUUCAAAGCCCGUGUCGAUCGGGUACAUAUUGGCGGCUUGAACCGAACGUAUGACGACUAUGUUAAGCGUGCCGCACGCCAUCUAUUCAAGGCUCAAAACUUUCAGGAUGUGAUCGUGGAAACGGCCAAUGUCAAGGACGAGCUGUUGCGAUUAGGCAUCUACAAGAACCUGCGCAUCUCCAUCGACACGAGUAAAGGCGAAGGGGCAACCAAAAAUGGGUAUACCGUGUCGUUUGUUGGAGAAGAGCUGUCCCGCAUUACCGGCAAUGUAGGGGUAGAAGUUGGCCAGAACGAUGGAGCAGCAACGACCGAACUGGUCACACCCAAUCUGUUCGGCCGCGGAGAACGUUUGAGCUUCAACUUCAGCCGCAGUUACGUGCGCAACAGUGUUUUGAACAUGAAGCUCACCAAACCGUUCCUACACACGGCCGUUGGAGAUUACGAUCCUGAGACCUCGCUCACUUUGUUCCGGAACUCGUCCCCGCACCCUUGGUCGAAGUAUCGCCUCGAGGACAACGGUUUGCUAUUCGAUUUCUCCUUCGCAGUGCCCACAUUCGGAUUCAGAAACAUCCUCCAAUACGAGCUGGGCAUGAAGGAGCUGUUUGCGCUCGACAAGCAGACUCCAUUCUUCGUGCGGGAGCACUGUGGGCCACGGCUUGUGUCCACCUUCCGUUAUAUCGGUCAAAUUGAUGGCCGAGAUGAUAGCGUUUUCCCGUCGAACGGCGCGUACUUGAAGGGCACGGUGGAACUGAUCGGAAGCCGCAUGUCCCAGCUCGGCAUUGUUCGGCAGGAUUUACACGCGGAGAUGAACGUCCCUCUGUUCCUUGGCAUGUCACUGCAACUGUGUGGCCGUCUCGGCGCAAUUUUACACGACAAAAAGAAGGAAUCACUGCCAAUUCAUCAGCUAUUUUUCCCCGGUGGACCACAGACCUUGCGUGGGUUUGAGCUUGCUGGAGCUUGUCCACGUCGGGAUGGCAUUGCUGCCGGUUGCCAAUCGUACUGGGCGACAGGACUGCACUUAUGGAGUCCGCUUCCAUUCAAUCAGUACUUCGGUGGCUUCGGCAAUCUGUUCCGGACGCACGCAUUCUACAACAUUGGCGCGUGUGACUCCUUCACGACGGAUAAGCUACGCAGUACGGCCGGCAUCGGAAUCGCGUUCCGGAUGGGUCAAAAGGCCCGCAUCGAGUUCAAUUACUGCCAGCCGCUUUCGUACGAAGUCGGUGACCGCGUGGUGAAAGGAUUCCAGUUCGGAAUUGGCUACGAAUUCGUCUAAAGGAAGCGUCCCAAGGCCUUGCGAUCCGUUUAGCCCUACUUUUUAUCUUGCAUUGCUUUCCGGUUCCUUUAGUCAAUGUUAUCUCUGUAUUGCACCAGUUGCUUUCUCCAAUGCAUUUCCGUUACAAACGACGCUAUUAGCCAGCCGGUCUUGAACCGAGAAUCUUUACUUUGACGCAUUUUCUCCGUGUUGUCCCGCAGCGCUUACACCAGUCAGUAUGUUUAAGUUUUGACCGACGAGUAGUGCAUAGAUGAAAUAAAUUUCCAGUGGCGUGAAAGUCAAUGGAC
Messenger RNA from Anopheles nili, 1746 nucleotides. Its product is annotated as SAM50-like protein CG7639. Gene Ontology annotation, cellular component: outer membrane; SAM complex. The coding region runs from base 122 to 1459 and encodes 445 amino acids. The transcript has 6 exons. Gene Ontology annotation, biological process: protein insertion into mitochondrial outer membrane; mitochondrial respiratory chain complex assembly. The record is from RefSeq and is a predicted model, not a curated record. NCBI's taxonomy places the organism in Eukaryota, Metazoa, Arthropoda, Insecta, Diptera, Culicidae.